CCUCCGCACACGACGGACCCUCCAGUCGUGCUGCGACCGUCAAACCGCGAGCCUCGCGAGUGUCAAUUUAUAAAAAAAAAAAUCACGAGUGAAAUAGUGCCACGAUUAAUACCUGACAUUUUGGUAAAACGACAAUAUUUAAAUAAAAAAAUUAUGCGUUAAUUGAGCCCCCGGAAAUAUUGAACUUUCCCGCCAUCCCCGGGGGGGAGGGACUAAUCGGUGAUAACGAGUCAUUAAGGUUUAUCGCAUAACAGGUGUAAUCGCGCCGCGAGUGAUAAUUGGACUGUUUUUUUUUUUCUUUAGAUUAAACAAUUGCCUCGAAAUCGUGGGAAGAGGGAAAAUCCUGUGGCAAUACGUGAGUGACUUUUUUAGUGAUUUGUUGAUCGAUUUAGAUGGCUAUUUUCAUAAUGAUAUCUUGAAGUGAGGGGUGAUUAUCGAGGAUGAGUGACAAAUGGACAGUGGUAGCGCGAGUUACGUAGUUUUUUUUAUCGAUAUAAUAAUCGAUUGUGAUUUUUGAGGGUGAAUAAUCGACGAGUGGGUGGAUAUUUUUUGGGGGUGUUUUCGAUAAAGAAUCACGUGUUUGGGGUAAACACGAUGGAGACCAAUGAUAAUUGGACGGGUCGUAAGACUCUUGAGGCUACGGUGCCGAAGAAAUUUCGCAAAGAGAUUAAUCGAGUUGAUGUAAGUGGAAUCAAUUGGGCAAUGCUUUUUUUGUGCAUUGGGAGUAUUGGUAUAUCCGGGAUACUCGCUUAUCGGGAGAUGCUGUUGGAGUCGAGGAUACAGAGUCUUGAGGCGAGAUGUGAUCAUCAGGAGACGUCGGAGGUUAUCAUUAAGAGGCUUCGGCGGGAAGUGCAGGAGGCAUUUCUUGGACAGAAAAUACCCUAUCCUGAGUCACCCAUGUUCAGGAUUAAGAGGGAUGCCGGUGAUUGCAACUGUCCACCUGGACCUCCCGGUGAGCCAGGACCUCCUGGGAAAAGAGGGAAAAAGGGAAAGAAGGGCGACCCUGGGGAGCCCGGUGCACAGGGUGUAGCGGGGACCGCGGGCAAGAAUGGUUUUCCGGGGCCAAUCGGAUUGGAUGGACCCAAGGGAGAUAAGGGUCUAGCCGGUGAGAAAGGACAGAAGGGGGAGCUUGGAAGUCCAGGCUUUGACGUCUUCUCGGCUGUAAAGGUCAAUGCACAGGGAUUGGGGUUAAAGAGAUCUGUGACAACACUACGCGGUGGAACCCUUGGCUACGCCGAAAUCGUCGCCCUGAAGGGCGAGCCAGGGGAACCAGGACCACCCGGACCCCCUGGACCACAAGGUAUUGAAGGAAUGGCAGGACAGGAUGGCAGGCAGGGAGUACCUGGAGAAGUUGGACCUGCCGGGGAGCAGGGGAUCGCUGGACCCGCUGGACCCUCUGGACCAGUUGGACCUCCAGGACUUCAAGGAAUCAAAGGUGCAACGGGACGAGUCGGUAUCCGAGGCUUUCCGGGACGACGCGGUGACAAGGGCGACAAGGGUGAGAGAGGCUUCACGACGUCACUGGAUGGAAAGCAAAUUCCUCUGGGGAGUUUCGAGGGACCACCGGGUCCCCCAGGACCUCCAGGACCUCAGGGAGAAAAGGGCGAUCUAGGUCCCACAGGUCCAACAGGACCAACUGGUGAAAAAGGCACACGGGGUAAACAUGGCAAGAGGGGUAUCAAUGGAGAUUGCCGUUGUACGAGAGCGGUAGGCCAACCCGGUGCCAAGGGUGAUCCGGGGGUGAGAGGCGCAGAGGGUCCACCAGGACCUAAAGGCGAUUCUGGGGCGCAAGGAUUACCAGGAGUCGAUGGAGUCAAUGGGGAGCAUGGGAUUCAGGGUCCACCAGGACAACCGGGCCUGUCAGGACCUAAAGGGGAGAAAGGAGAAUACGGAGACAUUGGACCCCCAGGGCUUAUGGGCCCCCCCGGUUUACCAGGACCUCCGGGAGCACCGGGUCUCAGGGGAGAAAAAGGAGAGAAGGGAGAAUCGAAGUACAAAAAGUUGAGGAGAAGACAGGGUGAUGGAACGUUUGAAGUCAAUGCUGGAGAAGUGAUAAUGGGACCACCUGGUCCACCAGGUCCACCUGGAUCCGCAGGAUUACAAGGACCACCCGGUAUUAAGGGUGACAGAGGACACGAUGGUGCCAAAGGCGAACCCGGUGAGAAAGGGAGCAAGGGAGAUCCAGGUCCAAUGGGACUGCCUGGACCAAUGGGCCUGAGAGGAGAGUCUGGUCGACCGGGUGACUCUGGUAAACCCGGUGCCUCGCAGGUUGGCCCAUGGUGAUCCGCUAACAACUAACACGGGGAUAGAUCUUCUCCACCACCACCAGGCCACCACCUUGAAAUGGGAUAACCGACAAUAACCCAUCUAACAAGUGCACGAUUAUUAGUCAACCAAAAGAAUUACAGCACUAAUAUUUAAAAAAAAAGAAAACAAAACAAGAGACCCAAGUACUUAAAAGCAGAAAGGGCCCUUGAUGACCCACCAGUAGAUCAAAAAUAAUUGGAUACUCGAUCAUCACAAACCGAUAAAUGAGAUAUUUAUGGACUUGUGACACAGAAGACAGUUAUCCCCCUCCCUGAAUAUUGUACCAUCGACAAACCCCUCUCAAAGAGAGAAUCAUAUUAUGUAAAAAAAUAAGCGUCACCCCGUGGACGCGUGCAUAUAAAUAUAUAUUUAUAUAUAUUUUGUCACUGGAUUAAGCCUCGGUAUCGUGCAGUUACCGGUGCACAAAAUCUUUUCCAAUUAAGAAGCUAUUGAGUACCGAUAAUUGAACGUAAUUCAUAUUUGCCAACAGACUUUCAUACCAAAAAUGAGUAAAAAAAAUUAACAAAAAAAGAGAAUUAAUAAUGAUAAAUGAUUCUAAGAGGCCCCCAUAUGAAAUGUGGGCCCUGCGGUGCUCUCAUUGUCAAAAAGCUGCCGAUAAAAUUUCAAUUAAACAACUACCAAAAGCUCACUUUCUAACUUUAUUCCUAAAUGUCUGUAUAUCUAUCUCUUCUUGUUCUACUUGUAUUCUAUGAAAAAAUACAUUAUUUCGAAAUGUUCGACGAUAACGUCAAGUUACGUGAUGUGAUCUGAUGGUCAAUGACACCGAUGUAUGUCAAAAAAAAAUAUGUAUAAUGUAUACCUCCAAUUUUCAAUUCUUUUGACUCCAUGAAAAUACAAACUAUAUGUCCUCUCUGAGAUAUAAGAGCGAGUGUAUCAUAUUAUAUUAUAAAGAAAAAGGUGAAAACGUAAAAAAAAAGUUGAUGUUAUUUCUGAACGAAUGAGGAUAUUUCAAGAAUUUCUCUUAUCUCUUUUCAAUUUUCGAAUCAAUUAAUAAAUUCCAUAAUAUUCUAGAAAAAUUGAAUAACAUUCGUGGAAUAUUAUUUAUUUUUUUGAAUAGUCAAUUUAUUCAAGGCAAUAAUGAUGAAUCUAUUUUAGUCUUGAUUUUAAAUUCAAUUGUAAUGAAUAGAGAGACAAAAAAUCAUGGAAUAUGCCCAUUUGUCCCAUUCGUGGUGAUGUCCACUGGUUAAUGAUUGAUGAUAAUAUUUUCAGUGUUGAUGAUUAGCCAGUGGGAAUUCAAUGGAUGAAAGGGAAUCCAACGACGAAUGUAACGAGUCAACGUCCAGGGAGAAAUAAAUAAUGCACCUUGUAAAUAAACCAUACGCAGCCUAGAGAAAAAAACACCUCGACAUUGCGGGGCUAUUUAGAUAGAUAUGAAAUGAAAUUUGUUUCGAAUCGAAUUGACUAGUAUAAAUUGAACGGAGUUGAAAGGACAUAUUCAAUGAAAUUGGUAGUACCUCCUGAGGACUGCUGACUCGAUGUUCGAGCGUUUGGAAAAUUGAGCGCAAUCAAGAAAACUAUUCAUCGAGAUCUCGUUUAUUUCUCCUUUCCUUAUUUUUUCCCCAGAUUUAUAGUUGAUUGAGGGAAAAAAAAAAUUAAUGAGAAGUAUAAAUAAUUAUACAUUGAUUGUAUAACAUCGUGUGCGAUGGAAAAGUGAGAGGGAAAAAAAAAAAAUAUGGCCUACGAUUCGCUUAUAUUGUCACUCAGUACUCAAGUUGUAAUUGCUAGUAAUUCGAUAUAAGAGACUCCAGUGAGAUUGUAUGUAAAAUUGAAAGUGAAAUCGCCCAGACUCGUAUGAAUUUUUAUUGUGGUAUGAGAGUUUUUCCUCAUUAUUUUUUUAUUUUCAUUUGAGAUACGGAAAUUCAUCGACAAACCAAUGCCUCAGCGAGACCUACUAUUUCCCCUCCAACAAUUGUUCAUUAUUUACAACUGUAAUUAUAAUUAUCAAUGGAUGAACAAAGACUUACGCUGGCGUACUCGAUGAGGCUAGAGUAAUUAAUCCACAAGUAUGCGCGAUUGCAAUUAUGUUAGUUGUACUUUUAUAUAUAGACUAGACUAAAAUCGUUUUAGCAUUAAGAUUUUUUGGCAGAAAAGAUAAAAACUAAUUAUUUGAGAUUAAAGACGAAUGAAGAUAAAACAACAACAACACAUUAAACACGCACACUCGACUACAAAUGCGUCACACACUCGAGAUUAAUGUACUCACAAUUGCGUUCUCCUGCUAAGUGCGGAGAAAAAAAAAAA
Molecule: messenger RNA, 4569 nt
Organism: Fopius arisanus
Lineage: Eukaryota; Metazoa; Arthropoda; Insecta; Hymenoptera; Braconidae
Product: collagen alpha chain CG42342
Exons: 20
Coding region: 595-2283 (562 amino acids)
Source: RefSeq, a predicted model, not a curated record